This is a messenger RNA of Suillus discolor, 1097 nucleotides long. RefSeq lists its product as uncharacterized. The transcript is spliced from 8 exons. The record is from RefSeq and is a predicted model, not a curated record. Bases 81 to 839 code for a protein of 252 amino acids. NCBI's taxonomy places the organism in Eukaryota, Fungi, Basidiomycota, Agaricomycetes, Boletales, Suillaceae.
GACCAGCUUACUAUCGUCAGCUUUCAGUGCUUCCUCCGCGCACAUCCUCCUUACUUCCUCCAAUCGCCCUCCAUUCUACAAUGCUCUCCAAAUACUUCGCUCUUUUUGCUGCCUUCGCUACCUUCACCCCUGCAUUUGCAGCCCCCGUUCCUGAAACACUAGUCGACGUGCUUGCUUCUGUUACCAACGUUGGCAACGACGCGACCGUCAAUGUGUUGACAAAACGUGCUGAUGCAGUGAAUCCCGGACGUAAGCACGCACCAUUAUCACGACUCACCCGCUAUGCUGACCAGAAUGGCAUUUCAGUCUUCGACGAGCUGAUCAAAAGGCUUGAAUUCACGGAACGAGACAGCGGAUGUGACGUCGCUGAUGUAGACGUUAUUGUCAGCAACGUACUUAACAAUGUUACAAUCAAUAUCUUGAAGCGCACCGAGGGCUGCGAUAUUGUCGGAGUUACUGCUGCGGCCACUGAUAUAUUGAACAACCUCAAGGUCAAUAUUCUCACCAAGCGUGAAGUCACAGAUGAAGAGGUCAACAACGCUGUUGCAAACGCAGUGCAAAGUCAGGGUAUUACCUUAGCACAUCGCUCUAAUCUCGACGAUGCCACGGCUGUCAAUGACAUCCUCAAACGGUACCAGGGCGUUGCUGCACGGGGCAAGGAGAGUGACUUUACUCAAGCCCAAAUUGUCAGCGCAAUCAACCAAGCCCUAGCACAAUCGAGCGGUUCGGGAUCACGGCGCCGAGACACGAGCACUUCUGAUGUCCAAAACCUUGCCAACAAAGUUGUUGGGUCACUCUAUGGGCACCCCCAAGGCGUUGACACCGUUGGCGGUCUUUGAGAAUGAUCCAAGCAAUGCGAAGGUCAACGUUAUCAGCGGACAUUGACGUGUUUGCCUAACAAUCUAAACGACCCGGAGGUCCUCGUCGCGUAAAUAACUCGACGAUUUGCAAAGCAGUAUUUCAUACCCGAUGACGCGCGUCACACAUACCCCGCCCACCACCAUUCGUUUACCACUUCCACUCGUUAAAUCACUUAUUACCUAGCCGCGUAAUGAACUGUUUCCUCUUCCUCUCAAUCCCUAUUGUGUGAAGAAACG